Molecule: messenger RNA, 2865 nt
Organism: Hippocampus zosterae (dwarf seahorse)
Lineage: Eukaryota; Metazoa; Chordata; Actinopteri; Syngnathiformes; Syngnathidae
Product: protein shisa-5-like
Exons: 5
Coding region: 95-907 (270 amino acids)
Source: RefSeq, a predicted model, not a curated record
CACACGCAAAUUUGUGCAUAGACGAUCUUUGCUCUGGGGUUGAGACGUUAGCUUCCUGUCGUCUGUGUUACUCCAUCCUUGACUAGAAGCAACCAUGGCGCCAGGCCUACCCGGUGUCGUCUUCUUGACCCUACUAUGUGCCGCUCUGCCUAUCUGCGUGUCUUCGGACGAUAAACACUGUCUGGCCUACACCGACUCAUUCAACCAGUAUCACCCAUAUGAGCGAUGUGUCCGAGGAUUCUGCUGUGGUACCUGCGAUUCCAAACGGUGCUGUAGUGAUAGUGUUUGGCGCUUUACGGAGGAUAGCCAAGAAGCAUGUGAAUACCGUACAGGAUCAGACUUCAUGGAAUCCUCCUCCAUGUUGGGUUCCGUGAUCGGCGGCGCCAUCUUAGUGGUCGUGGUGCUCAUCAUCUGCUGCGUUUGUCCCUGCUGUUGCCUGUACAAGGUGUGCCGCAAGCCGCGACCGGUAAUCGCGACCACCACUCACACCACCGUUGUGACCAACACCCCUCAGCAUUACCCUCAGCAACCAACGAUGUCGCCCGGGCAACCACAGCCCUACCAGGGGACCCCUUAUCCAGCCUACCAGCCUGUACCAAUGCAGGUGGGAUAUGGAGGCCAGCCCAUGCCACCUCAGGGAUACCCACCGCAGCCCAUGCCCGCUAUGCCCCAUCCAGGGCAGCCUUACACACCGGGACCACCGCCAACCUAUCAGGAAGCCACCGGCCCGGCCUACCCUCCCAACCCGAUGCCUUACAGCCAGGCCGCAUUCACCCCUGGCCAGCCGUCCUACCCUUUGCAACCCCCCGUGCAGCCGCAGGCCAACGCUCCAGCAGCCCAGAUGGACUACUUGGCUCAGCCGGCGUACAACCCAGAUUUUGUCUCUCCGCCACCCAAGAUGGGAUAACUGGCACGUCCAGUUUGCUGCAGCAUCUUCAAAGAGUUUUUCUUUUCUUGCUUUUUUUAUCAUCCACCCAGGCCAUUUCUAUACACACUCAAUGCACAGAAGGUCCGUGCAUGCUUUUUUUGUGAAGAGAUGUUUGCCUUGCAGUUCUCAGGAAGCAAAUCCACAUUUCCUUCCUAAUCUUUUUUUUUCUUCGUUCCUUGAACCUGCCGCAGAUCCUUAGUGAGCUACUGCAGCUUGAACUAUCUCAUUCAUCUUCUGCCACGUUUGAUUACUUCAGUGUGAAAAUUGGACACGUUUUUGUAGUGUUCUCUCGUGCUGACGUUGUUACUGCAUUUUAGCAUUGUUUCGCGUUCUUAUCAUUAGCUGCUUCUGUCGUCUGCCAGUACUAUUACAACAUGUAACCACAGAUAAAGUUCUUUACGUGUGCGUGCGUGUGUGUGGGUGUGUGUAUAAUUGUUGUAAUGCGUUUUUGUGGCAGUUGUCAUAUAUGGCCUUGGCACUCAGCGGGUUUUUCAAAGUGUGGGACAGUGAGACUUACUUUACAGGACAUAAAACUAUUGUGUUGCGUACAUUAAAGUAUAACAAAAUGUAAAAAUCUUGGUGUUCAAAAUGCUGUGUGAUAACUCGGCAAGAAACAGUAUUAUGAGAUAUUUGCAACCUGUAUGACACUUAAACCUAACUUUUAGAUACGUGUCGCAAGGCGUGAGUGAAAUUUCAAGUCGUUGCAUUUUUGCACAAACUAAAAGGGAUUUUGAGGGCGCACUUUUCACAUCCCAUUCCGCAAGCCGCAAAUUUAUAGAGCAUCAUCCUGGUUCUGUUACCUUCUAUGGCGUAUUAGCUAAACGAGUUGUCAAUGCCACUGCAUAAAUUCCAGCGUGAAAUUAACACCAGUUUAGAUAAGCAUUGUAUUUCAGUCCUUUUUAUAUAUCAUUUAUUUUACCCUCGCAACGUAGGAACACAAAAAAUCCUUUCUCUUUGUCUUUAACAAAUCUUAACAGCUGUCCCUUAAUUUUUCUCAAGCUGCUGCGUAUACCUUAAAGUAAAGUAGCGCGCUCACACUUUGAAAUGUGCCACACCUGACCAAAAGAAGUGUCUCUUGGAAAAAUAGUGCUCGGUUGAUUGUGGGGUGGGAGAAAAGUUCAAAGUGUAUUUUUUGUUUUUAUUUGGACAAUGUGGGAAAUAUUUGUUGCGGAGUGAGAACUCCCAGGCUAAAAGGGAAUGUUUGUUCUGAGCGAGCUGGCCAUUGUGUGUGAACUUGAUAACUUGGAUUUCUAUUCAUGUCCUCAAUAAGCUUUUCUUUCUUUCUUUCUUUCUUUCUUUCUUUCUUUCUUUCUUUCUUUCUUUCUUUCUUUUGUGUGUGCCACUGUAGGAUGUUUUAAUUGUUCCAAAUGUGGAUGCAAAUGUACCAAUGCAUUAGUUGCAAAGUAACCAAAGUUUUUUUUUCUUCUUGAUUUACUGACUCGCAACUGCUGUGCCUUCUUUAUCCACCUAACAUCCAAAACAAUUUUGAAUAUUUUGUGACAUUAACUUGGUCAAUAUCGAAACAUUUCAGCUGCGAUGUGAGACAAGACUUUGGCAACUUGCUUGUGACUCAACACCUUGUUUCGCGUUUCUGAAAAAAAAAAUGUUUAGCUUAUGCUAUAAAACUAACCAUCUGGAUUCAGUGCAUCUUUCUUGUGCUCAGCAUUGAAUUGCCUCGUUUCUUUCCUCUUUGACUUGAAAUACUUGUGCUCAAGUGACCUUUUUGCAAACCCGGCUGGGCCUUUGUCAAAAUCCAAUGCAACCCAAGCGCCACAGAGCUUUGCAAUUUCCUCCUUUUUAUUUAGAUUUUAGUAGGUGUUCCCCAUUCCAUCACGCUGUGUGAUUUGUGUGCCAUGCGUACGGAUUGCUCCAAGUUUCGUCCUGUCAAAUGUGACCACAUGCCAGCUCAAUAAAUUAGAACUUCGCCUUGUACUGUA